UGUGCAGUACCCACACACGCAGUCCAACGCUCUCGAGGCAGAUGUGCAUUGAGCGAGAGAGAGAGAGAGAGGGAGUGUAGUGUAUAUAGUAGUAUAGCAGCACUAUAGCAGAGCGCGAAGCGCGCGGUAGAGCAGGGCCCGUGACUCGAGUGUCUACGCGCGGUGGCGGGGAGCAGCGAACGGCUCUGCUGCUCUCUGGCAGUUGGCUCUUGGUCGUGUGCUCGCGCGGACUGCUAUAUAGCUUCCACUCUCUACGCCACUCUAUACCCUCGUAUACGCUCUUGUUUUCUUCCAUACGCACCUCCACCGGGGAUCGCAUUGUACUCGCGCGAGUAUAGGUAUACAAGUACGAUAUAUCCGCGCUGCGCGCGCGCGCGCGAGACGCUGCUGCGAUCCGCACGUCGUCGACCUCGAUGUCGUCGCCGCCGCCGCCGCCACCGCCAGCGCGCUGGAAAAACGGCGCUGCGUAAGCCACUACUUGCUCACUGCUCUGCACAGUCGGCCCGCCUCAACACCUGGUCGCUCGUCUCAGAUGUGGAGACUACUAGACAUGAGCCACAGCGAUGUGUACUACCUGGUGAUCUUCCUGGGCUGCUUCGCCCUCGUCAUCUGGCUGAGCAACAUGCCCGGGGUCGUCGUCUACGAGUAGACCAGGCCGCAGCGCAGCUCUGAUCAAUCUUCGCGACGACAACGCGCGCGCGCGCGCGCGCCAGUAGUAACAGACAGCUCGGAGAGACGGAAUGGCUGCGCCGCCGCCUCUGGAGCAAGCCAUCAGCAGCAGCAGAGCUGGACGAAAGCGUCAGGAGCGCGACUCCAGCACCUGACACUCUUGCCUCGUCCCCCCCCUAGCCAUAACCUCCAAAGCAGCAGCAGCAGUGUGUCAAGUGCUCGUGUACUAGACCGCACGCGCGACUCGCGAGCAGCAUCGUCGGAGGAAGGUGUAGGUGUGCGUUAAUAAGGUGACAGCCAGGCGGCCAGGCCCCCCUCUCGCCCGAGGAUAGGCCCCCCCGUUUCACGAGUAUUGUAUAUCGCUCUCGCUCUGCGCGUGAGACCGCGCGCGCGCGACCAAGUAUUAUUGUGCGUGUAAUCCGUUUGUCUACAACGCGACGUCGCGCGUAUUAUCGCCGCUGGAGCAAGACCGCCGCACGGAGAAGAAGAAGAAGAAGAAGCUAAGCAGUUGCGGCGCAGAAGAAGAGGAAGAGGUAGAGGAAGAAGAAGACGAAGACGAAGGAGAAGAGAGGCGCGGGCAUGGGAAGACGGCGGCGCGCCUCAUGGACUGAGCGAGCAGUUGGCCAGCCCGAGAAAAACUCGUACAUCGGCGUACGAGCAUAGCCGAUCGAAGAGUCGUGUGCUCCUUUUUUCGCGAGCUGCGACAGUGCGUGUCUCCGCGGAAAAGUGCAGCAGCAGCAGCAGCCUCGCGAGAAAGUCAUCUCGCUCCAAAGCAGCAGUCUACGGCGCUCGCGAUAAUCAGCAGCAGUGGAAGAGAGAGGGAGAAAGAGACAGCCAGCUAUCCUUGUCUUGGCCCAAGGCGAGUUGAGGUUAGGUUGUUGUGUUGCGUGCGCGAGUCUCUCGCGAGCGGCGCGAGGGACAGAGAGAGAGAGAGAGAGAGAGAGAGAGAGAGAGAGAGAGAGAAAGAGAGACGGAUAAGUAGUCGUCGUGGGCGCUGCAGCCGCGGCGGUAGUAGUUCCUCGCUCAAGGGGCUCGAGCGGAGCGCCGCGGAGAGAGAACAAGUGGACGACGACGCUCGAUGCCGAUAGCCGCCGGUGGGAUCCUAGUCGCCGCGACGGUCAGCACUCGCGGCUGUCUCUCCUUGGCCGCUGGCAUGCUGCGCUUCCUCGCAAGACUAUCAGGGAGGCGGCGGCACGUGCGCCGCUUUAGCAGCAGCGGCGGCGGCGGCGGCGGCGGCGGCGGACCAGGUGCUGCUACCACCACCACCAGCACCACCACCACCACCACUACCACCACCGCCAGAGGCAGCGAGCAGCUUCUCGCAGCCGGCGGCGCGCAGCAGCCAAGCUCGGUAGUCAUGGACACGAAGCCGGAGCUGACGGAGGAGUACUGCUGCUCGAGGUGCAGGGCCCGGCAGGCCUGCUCCUGCGCGGCCCUCGGGCUCGACGACUACCUCGCCGCGGGAGUGACUGCCUGCUGCAGCGGGCCCACCUCCUACAGCAACGUCGCCAAGUCGCGGACGAGGCAUCAGAGGCUGCGGCCCGAGUCCUCCUACGCGUGGAUCGGAGCGACCGAGACGGCCAGGACGAGGCGGAGGAGGAGCGAGGACUGCGGCUGCGCCGACGACCGGGACGUGCUCAGGCGCAGGCCUCCGGAGCAGCGACAGCAGCAGCAGCAGCAGCAACAGCCACCCCUAGUGCAAGUGCGCAGGCAGAGCAAGCUCCUGCCGCCCUACUACCUCGCCACCCUGCUCAUACUAUCCUACAGCCUCUUCGGCAUGGCAGACGCGUGCUCGUCGCGCUCGACGCCGAAGCCGCGGCCGCCUACGCCGACACCGCGGCCCAACAUCACAUUCCACAUGUACACGUGCCCGCCGGACUACGCCGAGUGGUACUGCCUCAACGGGGCCACGUGCUUCACCGUCAAGAUCGUCGAGUCCCUGCUCUACAAUUGCCUCUGCGCCAACGGCUACAUCGGCCAGAGAUGCGAAUUCAAGGAUCUCGACGGUUCCUACCUGCCGUCCCGGCAGCGCGUCAUGCUCGAGACUGCCAGUAUCGCGGGGGCCGUCACGAUAGCAGUAUUCCUCGCCGUCAUCACCUUCAUCUCGGUUUACAUUCAUUGUAAGCGAAAGCAGAAGGAAUUACGUACGAGCAGCGGAGUCGACGCCGUGGACGGACCCGGCCGAGAUCCCGAGCUCAGGCCGUUCAGCAGUCGCAGUCGCUCCCUCAUGAUAUUCAUGGCCAAGAAUCCUAAUAGCUCGACGAUGGCGCCGUCGAUAGAGCAGACGAGGAUGCCGAACUGGAACUUUCCGGCUGAGUCGUCGACGCGGAUGGCCUCCGUCAACGAAACCAGCAACAAGCGCUCGAGUCAGUAGGCGCUGACCCGGGCGCCGAGUUCAAACCAUGAGGAACAAAGCUACUACCGUACAGAAUGGAUGAAACGAAAGGAACGAGCCGACAACGAGAGCCCAUACAACGAGAGCCGCCCAGUGUGUCGGGAGUAGCAGCAGCAGUAAAAGCAGGAACGAGAGGAACCGCAUUUAUAUACAUACCCUCCGAAGCGAAGCGCGCGAGACAUUCCGCUAAAUUCUGUGUGUUCGCGAAAGAGAGAUCCCGAGUAUGGUAAGCGACGGCCGGACAACUUCAGAAAAAGCCGAUCCGGUCAGCUCGCAAUUUUUGUCAUGGCGCGCAAGUCGGAGAGAAGGUUGUCGUAUCGAACGAGGCGUCUCGAUUGAUUCACGCUGCUUCGUUUUUCUCUGCCUGUUAUCUGCGAUGCGUUUUCGCUCCUCGUACAGCCUUGUCUCUCGCGGUCCCUCCUCGCGAGCGGCGCGAAACCUCUCCUACCCUCUCAAGUAGCGAGACGGUGUGCUCUGCCGCUGUCGAAAUUGGAACGACGUGCGAGCGAGGGAUCGGCUUGGCGCGUCGGUCUUUGUGCAUUUGUAUAUAAUCGCACACUGCUGGUUAAAAGACCGUUCUGUCGUCGCGAGAUUUGCUGACUCUUCUCACUCUUCCGAAAGUAUAUAUACACGUUAUAUAUAUGGUAAAAAGAACAAAACGAGAUUUGACCUGUAGUAAUAACAUGAUUGAUUCCGAGAUACAAUUGUUGUACUUGAGAUAUAAUAGUAUAUAUAUAUAUAUAUAUGCAAAUAUAUAUAUUGAUUACACUGUCCGAUUGCGCGACAGAAUUUUAUAUUUUUAUUGAAAGACCGGGGCCUAGUCUUUCACACGUUUACACAGAACACACGCAUAUAUAACACGGUUAUUAUAUACGAUACAGAGAAUGAAGUGUACACGCCUACGCAAUGAGAUAACACAAUGUUCAUUUUGGACUGAGAUCGUACGUGAGUUUCUUAGCGGCGAGGCAGGCCUCUUUUUUCUUUUCACUUGUACAUAGCAAGGUUAUUAUUAUUCUAAAGUAUACAAAAAUUACAAAUAUCAUAUAUAUACACACACAUAUAUAUAUGUAUUAACGAAACGAGAAAAAAAAUAUAUAUAUAUUAAAAAAGCACAUAUGAGCGAAUAAGGCUGCCACUAAAUACAUAGCUCUGGCUUAGUCGAGGGCGAAUGCGAGCUCGAGACAAGUUGGGCUGAUGAUUCAUCGAACGCGCGACACAGAUUAUUGCAUUAAAAAAUAAACGUUAAGGACAUCUAAGGACGGAGAAGAGAGAGAGAGAGAGAGAGAGAGAGAGAGAGAGAGAGAGAGAGAGAGAGAGAGAGAGAGGAGUCGACACUGUAUUACACGUAGUAUUUUGUAUAUUUGUAGAUAAUAUUGAUGCGGUAGCUCUUCCAGGCGUUCUGCUAUACGCAGCAGUGCGUUAGGUUUCGUUUUAUCUCUUCUGCUUUCUCUCUCUCUCGCUCUCGCUCAGCUUCGUUUUCUCAAUAUUUUCGAAAACACCUUUGAAAAAUCACUAGAGUGAACAGUGCUACCGGCGAACAUAAAUUGUGGGAGAGGAGGAGACAGAAAGAGAGGAUUUAUGUAUAAAGAAAAUUAAGCAUCAGCCCGAUCGUAUCGUACAAUUUAUAAAUAGUCGUUAGUAAUCGGAAGUCUAGCGUUACUCUAAUUUAAUUUAAAAAAAUAUCAACCAUAUUUCGUAUUGUACUUGGUUCCUAAUUUAUUAUACUGUCAUUAUUGAUCAAUAAUUAUUAGAUAUAUAUAUAUAUUAUUAAUAUUAUUCGAUAACGGUAACAAUGUCCUCUUCUUAGGUAAGGACGCGCUUGUAAUGUAGAAAGAAAUCACAAAAAUAAUAAUGAAGACGCGAGGCGCAUUUGAUAAAGGGGAUUGAGUGCCUUUAAAAUAUUGUAUUCAAUUUCUUAUUACGGAAUUUAUAUUUUCGCUGAAGAUUAAGAAGAUUAAAAAAUCGCAAAGAGGUACACGGUGGAGACCCGAUAUGACUAUUAAAGCGAGACUAUAACGAUUGUUGAUUCGUGUAAAUUUUUUCCUUGUACAUCACGCCCAGAAUUGUCUCACGCAGCGCCAGUGAAUGACUAUCCUCUAAAACAUUUUUUUAUUCAAAGCAUAAUACUGAUUACUGAUAUAAUGUAGCAUUUAUUUAUAACAUGUUAUAACGGUACACGAACCCCUUAAAGAAAAAUAGUUAACGAAGAAAAUGACUAACGCGAACUAAGUAAAAUAAUUAAAAGAAGAAUGCGUAUGGAUCGAGUCGGCAUGAUAGUUUAAACAGAUAAAAAUGCGUGUAUGUUAGAGAAAGAGAUUACAAGGAAGAGCCAGAGCUUGAUGUAUGUUACGUGCUGCGAGUGUAUGACGUGCAGAGCCAGCGGUGGCCUUUGUUUUUCUAAUCUAAUGCUUUCUAUUUACAUAACUUCAUCUUUAAAGUAACGCUCGAUUAAUCGGAAGAAAGGCCGAUAAUAAGAGAACUUUCAUCUGCAUAACCAUAACACGUUUAUUCAAAUAAUUAAAACAAAAACACGCAAAUUACACGAUUUAGCAUUUGAGACCGACAAAAUGAAGCAAAAGCGCGAACAAAAAAAAUUAUAAGAAAUGCUGUAAUAUGGUAUUUAGCUUGCGUGUAAUAGUUGACCAACUUAUGUAGACAGUGGUGGCAUUUUAAUACAUCAGACAGCACCGUACGUAAUAAAUAUUGUUUGCGAAGGAGAAAAGCCGUAGCGGCGAGGCGGAAGACGAACCCUUAAUAAAGUAAUAUGAAUAUUAAACAUUAAAACAAAAUACAAAUAAAAACAGUUCUUGUUAAAAAAAA
This is a messenger RNA of Nasonia vitripennis (jewel wasp), 5884 nucleotides long. Its product is annotated as transforming growth factor alpha. Lineage: Eukaryota; Metazoa; Arthropoda; Insecta; Hymenoptera; Pteromalidae. Bases 1748 to 3043 code for a protein of 431 amino acids. Gene Ontology annotation, molecular function: epidermal growth factor receptor binding; receptor ligand activity. The transcript is spliced from 7 exons. The record is from RefSeq and is a predicted model, not a curated record. Gene Ontology annotation, biological process: epidermal growth factor receptor signaling pathway.